UAAUUUUCUGAAUCAACAGCUUGACGCAAUCGAAGUCAAACAUACAGACAGUCCUGAUACUCCAGAAAAAACGAUAGAAGACUGUGCGCCUGGUAGUCCACAUGUCAACUUUAUUGCGGAACCUGGACUUACAGUGACCUUCACCAACCCCACACCGAUGAGUGGAUUGUUUACCAUUUCUGUGACCCUGGUAGAUGCGGAUACGGUUGAGAAGAUUAAAGCCAAGAUCGCUAAAGAGAUUAAGGCUAUUAAAGACAUAAAUGCUCUAAAGCUGUGGCGAUAUCUUGAUCCGGCGUUAGGUCCUCGCAAGAUUCCAGUAGCAGGCGAUCACGUGACAAAAUGCGCGGAACUCGUCAAUGGCGAUGGUAUACGCGUACACGUGGAAGCGUCGCGUAUAGAACUCGUUCAGAACGGAACGAAUAUUGACGUCGGCUUACAGUUUGUGUAUACUUAUGAUAAGUGAUUGUUUUCAGAAAUAUAUUUAUUUAUUUUUA
Messenger RNA from Pieris brassicae (large cabbage white), 494 nucleotides. Its product is annotated as leucine--tRNA ligase, cytoplasmic-like. Bases 158 to 463 code for a protein of 101 amino acids. The record is from RefSeq and is a predicted model, not a curated record. The transcript has 2 exons. NCBI's taxonomy places the organism in Eukaryota, Metazoa, Arthropoda, Insecta, Lepidoptera, Pieridae.